GCAGUCUUUGGUCAACAGAUGCUUUUCAUGGGAAUAUGUAAAGCUUGCUGGUAUUUUAAAGAUAUAUCUGAAGAAAUAACAUACUUGCAAGCUAUGGCACCGUUCUUCGUUUCAAGAUCAAAUGACAUUGCAACGCGCAGUUCAGUUUCAGAAACUUUUGCGUCCCCCGUCGUUCAUUAGUGCUGAAUACGGAGAUCAAUUCCUCAGAGUGUUGGACGUUACGAGAAGGUUUUGGUACAGAGGAUUAGUCAUGAGGCCAUUGCGCAUCUUGAAUGUUGCCGAGAAAAAUGAUGCGGCUAAAGAGCUGUCUAGGAUAAUGUCCCGAGGACACAGUUUGAGGAGAGAAGGUCUCUCAAAGUUCAACAAGAUUUAUGAAUUCGACUACCACAUUUUGGGAAGUAAUGCUAAAAUGGUGAUGACAUCACUGUCAGGACAUAUGAUGACUUUAGAUUUCACAGCUAGUCAUCAAAAAUGGUAUAGUUGUGCUCCUGUAGCCCUUUUUAGUGCUCCAGUUACAAAAUAUGUUGGAGAAAGUUAUCUGCCUAUUAAGAGGACUUUAGAAAGAGAGGUGAGAGGCUGUCAGGUGUUGAUCAUAUGGACUGAUUGUGAUAGAGAGGGCGAAAACAUUGGCUUUGAAGCUAUAACUGUUUGUCAAAAUGUCUGUCCUAAUAUCCAAAUUUAUCGUGCAAAGUUCUCAGAAAUUACUCCUGGCUCAGUUUCAAGAGCGGUCCAGAACCUUGUUGAACCUGAUUUAUUACAGUCUCAAGCAGUGGAUGUUAGGAUGGAACUUGACCUAAGGAUAGGAGCUGCCUUUACUCGGUUCCAGACAUUGAGACUGCAAAAGGUUUUUCCAGAUGUUUUGAAGGAUAACCUUAUCAGUUAUGGAAGUUGCCAGUUUCCAACAUUAGGAUUUGUUGUUGAAAGAUAUAAACAAGUCCAACAAUUUGUUCCUGAAGUAUUUUACAAAAUUAAAGUUUCUCAUGAGAUGGAAGAAACAAAAGUAGAUUUCAGCUGGAAGAGAGGCAGACUUUUUCACCGCUUGCCUUGUCUAGUCAUCUAUCAGAUGUGUUUGGAGAAUCCUACAGCAAAGGUUCUUACCACAUCAUCUCGUCCCAAGAGUAAGUGGAGACCUCUUCCGUUAGACACUGUGGAACUUGAGAAACUUGCUUCUCGAAAAUUGAAAAUAAAUUCCAAAGAGACGAUGAAAAUAGCUGAAAAACUCUACAAUCAGGGAUUCAUCAGCUAUCCUCGCACAGAAACCAACAUGUUUCCAAAGUCGUUAGACCUGCGGCCCCUUGUUCAAAAUCAGACUGUUGAUGGAAACUGGGGAGCUUUUGCAGCUCGCGUGUUGGAACGAGGCCCCAGCCCUCGACAGGGCAACAAAACAGACAAUGCUCACCCUCCUAUUCAUCCAACAAAGCAUACAAACAAUUUACAGGGAAAUGAAAAAAGAUUAUACGAGUUCAUAGUGAGGCACUUCUUAGCUUGCUGUUCUGAGGAUGCCAAGGGUCAGGAGACUAAUGUGGAAAUUGAAAUUGCUGGAGAGAAGUUUACAGCCACAGGACUUAUGAUCAUUGCAAGGAACUAUCUGGAAGUUUAUCCUUAUGAUAGAUGGAGUGAUAAGACAAUCCCAGUUUACAAUCAAGGUGAAGAGUUUCAGCCAAGUUCUAUUGAGAUGAUUGAUGGGGAAACCAAACCACCUCCUCUGUUAACAGAAGCUGAUUUGAUUGGUCUGAUGGAGAAACAUGGCAUAGGCACAGAUGCCACUCAUGCUGAGCAUAUAGAGACCAUCAAGAACAGGUGCUAUGUGGGAGUGCAGCAAGAUGGGACCUUCUUACCAGGACAGCUGGGAAUGGGACUUGUGGAAGGUUAUGAUUUAAUGGGAUUUGAGCUCUCUAAACCAAGACUGAGAUCUGAACUUGAAGCAGAUUUAAAGAGAAUUUGUGAAGGAACAAGAAAUAAAGAUGAUGUACUUGUGGAACAAAUAGCAAAGUACAAGGAACAAUUCGUCCAAGCUGUGCAAGAGGCAGUCAAACUGGAUCAAGCUUUACGACCGUACUUUGGAGAUCCUCAAGAAUUCAUUGAUGAAGUUCUUGGUAGUGGGGAUGAGAGGGGAACAGAACCCAUGCGGCUUUGUCCAAGAUGUAAAACAGAACAAAUGGUGCUUAAAAAGACCAAAGAUGGAAGCUACAUGGUCGGUUGUCAAGGAUAUCCAAGAUGUCGUGCCAGUAUAUUCUUCCCUAAAUUUGUUUUAGAGGCUUCAGUUGAUGAGUCUCUAUGUCAGCAGUGUCAACCUGGAGAUGUACAUCAAAUUAGGUUCAAAUUUAAGAGAGGCUCUGUUCCACCAAUGAUGCCUCUGGAUUACACAGGCUGUGUCGGUGGAUGCGAUGGAACUCUCACAGAGCUGCUGGAUUUAAAGGAUUUGACAAGGCUCCCUACUGAAUCAGGUGGUUCGCACACAAGAGGAAGCGGAAGACAAACCCCUCAGCCCAGUCACAGGGGUAAUAGGGGUAACAGACUUACAGGGCGUGGUCAAGUGGUGCCCAACAGGCCUGCUGCAACACCUCAAGUUGCAAGACCACCCGCUCAAAGAGGAAGAGGAUUUCAACCAGCUGGUCAAAGUUGGGGGCAAACUGGUGGAAACAACACAUCAUUUGCAGGAGGUUUUAAUCAAUUUCCUUCAGCUGGCUCAGGUGAUGGAGGUGAUGAGAACUGUGUUGUUUGUACCUGUGGACAGCCUGCAAUGCUGCUGACUGUUAAAAAAGAUGGACCUAAUCAAGGUCGGCCAUUCUACAAAUGUUCAAACAGAGACAAUGGCUGUGGUUUCUUUUUAUGGGCUGAUGAUGAUUCUAGUGGUUCGUCUUCAACCUUUGGACAAACCGCUCCUCUGAGAUCAGCCAGUAACUUAAACAGGAAUAGUACAGGAUUUAAUUCUGACAGAAACUCAACUUUUCCACGAACCAGUGGAUCACUGGAUGCACACGAAUCUGGACCAUCUUGUCACUGUGGUGAACCAGCAGUCAGUCGCACAGUAUCCAAAGAAGGAGCGAACAAGGGUCGACCGUUCUACUGUUGUGCUAAACCUAGAGGCCAGGGCUGUGAUUUCUUUGAAUGGGGUGACACUACAGGGCCAUCAUCGGCCAACAGCAAACCUGGAAGAUCUGCAUCGACAAACAAUGGAGGGACAAGGAAAAGAAAAUGUGGCCUUUGCCACCAAGAAGGUCAUACCAAGCGAACCUGCCCCAUGAACCGAUAAAGACACUGUGCGCAGAAUUUGACUUUUUUUUUAAUGUUGAUACCAAUAUGGAUGUAAAUAGGCUCCUACAGAAAUAUUUCUACCAAAUAAUGGUUCAAAUUCCUUGUCAUGAAACUGGAUUGUGAUUGAUUUUUAUACAUAAUAAUAUGACAAUAUUUAUAUGUACUUCUGGUUUCCUUUUGUUGUAGGAAAUUUAUACUCUAACGCCGUGCGUAACAAAAUUGUGUAAGACUUUUGCGUCUAUCCAAGUUAAAUUCUUCGGUACAAACAUCGCUAAAGAACAAAACUAAACCUAACGCCGUUGAAUAAACUUCGGUACAGGAUGAAAUUAUUGCAUUUCACGAAAGAGGUGUGGUUGGAAUGAACUCCUUUGAAUUAAAGUGUCUACUUCUGUCCAGGCGUUAAUUGUA
Messenger RNA from Pocillopora damicornis (cauliflower coral), 3666 nucleotides. RefSeq names its product DNA topoisomerase 3-alpha. The record is from RefSeq and is a predicted model, not a curated record. Gene Ontology annotation, biological process: DNA topological change; DNA recombination; DNA repair. Gene Ontology annotation, molecular function: DNA binding; zinc ion binding; DNA topoisomerase type I (single strand cut, ATP-independent) activity. Lineage: Eukaryota; Metazoa; Cnidaria; Anthozoa; Scleractinia; Pocilloporidae. Gene Ontology annotation, cellular component: nucleus; RecQ family helicase-topoisomerase III complex; chromosome.